Tripterygium wilfordii is the source of this 2896-nucleotide messenger RNA. RefSeq names its product alpha-L-fucosidase 2-like. The transcript is spliced from 10 exons. Gene Ontology annotation, biological process: carbohydrate metabolic process. The record is from RefSeq and is a predicted model, not a curated record. Bases 141 to 2657 code for a protein of 838 amino acids. NCBI's taxonomy places the organism in Eukaryota, Viridiplantae, Streptophyta, Magnoliopsida, Celastrales, Celastraceae. Gene Ontology annotation, molecular function: alpha-L-fucosidase activity.
GUCAGUUUUGUAUUCAAAGCCAGCCAACCUGUCUAUCUCGAUCUGCCUCCCGUUUACUUCACUCUCAUUAAAACCAAACCCCACUCCUUUUCUACUUCUUCUACGACUGUUUUCUCUUCACUUGCUCUUUUGGGGGCGCAAUGGGAGACGACGAGUGGGUUCUGGUUCGACUACCCGCAGAGAGGGAUGUGUGGAGUCCAAGUUUAGUAGAAGAUGACUCUAGACCGUUAAAGCUGACAUUCGGCGGCCCCGCCAAGCACUGGACGGAUGCCGUUCCGAUUGGCGCUGGCCGGCUCGGUGCCAUGGUUUGGGGCGGAGUUGCAACAGAGCUUAUCCAGCUUAACGAGGAUACGCUCUGGACUGGGACUCCUGGCAACUAUACAAACCCGAAAGCUCCAGAGGCUCUAUCAGAAGUCAGAAAACUCGUCAAUGAUGGCAAGUAUUCUGAAGCCACUGAUGCAGCAGUUAAGUUAUCAGAUGAUUCUCCCGAUGUUUACCAACCGCUUGGAGAUAUCAAGCUAGAAUUUGAUGACUCCCAUCUGAAGUAUGCUGAAAAAACAUAUCAAAGAGAGCUAGACUUGGAUACAUCAACAGUAAAAGUCAAAUACUCUGUUGAUGACGUAGAGUUUACGAGGGAACAUUUUGCUUCUUUCCCUGACCAAGUAAUUGUGACAAAGAUUUCUGCUAGCAAAUCUGGGUCAUUAACGUUUGUUGUGUAUCUGGACAGCAAGUUGGAUCACAAUUCACAUGUGAAUGGGGGAAAUCAGAUUAUUUUGGAAGGAAGCUGUCCUGGCAAAAGAACCCCCCCAAAACUGAGUGCCAAUGACAAACCAGAAGGAAUUCAAUUUUCUUCUAUUCUUGAUGUACAGAUUAGUGAUGGAAAGGGAACUAUAAAAGUUUUGGAUGACAAUAAGUUGAAGGUUGAAGGUUCUGAUUGGGCUGUUUUGCUUCUAGUGGCUUCCUCUUCAUUUGAUGGACCAUUCACUAAACCUUCGGAAUCGAGAAAGGAUCCUGAUUCAGAUUCACUCGGUAUGUUGACAUCAGCAAAAAAAUAUUCAUAUUCUGAUCUUUAUUCACGGCAUUUGGAUGACUACCAGAAUCUUUUCCAUCGUGUCUCCUUGACACUUUCAAAAAGCACAAAGAGUGCUUUGGAAGACGGAUCUCUGUUUAUGAAGAAAUGUAUGUCCAAUGCUGAUGAUUUAUGCUCCAGGGAAAGUGAAGACAUCGCAGUUCCAACUGCAGUAAGGGUGAAGUCUUUUCAAAGUGAUGAAGAUCCGUCCUUGGUGGAGCUCUUAUUUCAUUAUGGUCGAUAUUUGCUUAUUUCCUGUUCACGGCCUGGAACCCAGGUGGCAAAUCUUCAGGGCAUAUGGAAUAAUAAAAUUGAUCCUCCAUGGGAUUGUGCUCAACAUUUGAACAUUAAUCUUCAAAUGAACUAUUGGCCAUCUCUUCCUUGCAACCUCAGAGAGUGCCAGGAGCCCUUGUUUGAUUACACGUCGUCACUAUCAAUCAAUGGGAGUAAAACUGCAAAAGUGAACUAUGAAGCAAGUGGCUGGGUUGUACAUCAAGUUACUGACCUAUGGGCAAAAACCUCACCAGAUAAAGGGCUCGCAGUCUGGGCUUUGUGGCCAAUGGGUGGUGCGUGGCUAUGCACACAUCUUUGGGAGUACUAUAUGUACACAUUGGACAAAGAUUUCCUGAAAAAUAAGGCGUAUCCUUUAAUGGAAAGUUGUGUGUCAUUUCUGUUGGACUGGUUGAUCGAAGGCCGUGGAGAAUAUCUAGAAACCAAUCCUUCAACUUCACCGGAGCAUAUGUUUGUUGCUCCGGAUGGUAAGCAGGCUAGCGUGAGCUACUCAUCAACGAUGGACAUGGCAAUAAUAAAAGAGGUUUUCUCCGCUAUUGUUUUUGCAGCUGAGAUUUUGGGAAGGAGUGAUGAUGUAAUUGUUCAAAAAGUUCGUGAGGCUCAACCAAAGCUUCCACCAACAAAAAUUGCUAGAGAUGGUUCUAUUAUGGAAUGGGCACAAGAUUUUGAGGAUCCAGAGGUGCAUCAUAGACAUGUAUCACACCUAUUUGGCCUGUUUCCAGGGCAUACAAUCACUAUUGAGAAAACUCCAGACCUGUGUAAAGCUGCAGACUAUACCCUUUACAAAAGAGGAGAAGAUGGUCCAGGAUGGUCAACCAUGUGGAAAACUACUUUGUGGGCACGUCUUCACAAUAGUGAGCAUGCAUAUCGAAUGGUCAAGCACUUGUUUAUUUUGGUGGAUCCAGAUCAUGAAAGUGAUUAUGAAGGAGGACUAUAUAGCAACUUGUUCACUGCACAUCCUCCUUUCCAAAUUGAUGCAAACUUUGGUUUUUCAGCUGCAGUUGCAGAAAUGCUUGUGCAGAGCACCCUAAAGGAUUUGUAUUUAUUACCCGCUCUUCCACGGGACAAGUGGGCCAACGGUUGUGUGAAAGGAUUGAGAGCACGCGGUGGCCUGACAGUCAGCAUAUGCUGGAAAGAGGGAGAUCUUCAUGAAGUUGGUCUUUGGUCGAAGGAACACAAUUCCCUUCAAAGAAUACACUAUAGAGGAACUACAGCGACAGCAAAUAUAUCAUCCGGCAGAGUGUACACAUUCAAUCGAAAGUUGAGAUGCGUGAAGACUUGCUCUCUCUCAAAAUAAACCCUAUGUUGACUACAAAGAUGGAACAAAUCUCAGGGGAAGAACAUUCUUUUCAUAUUUCGUAAUAAAUCGAUGGAGGAGCGAUUGUUCUCCACAUUCUUUUCAUCUUUAAUCUUUAGUAUUUAUCUCAUGUACUAUUAUUCCAAACAAGCAUCUUCUCUCUUAUUUUAUCUGUGUCAUUCAUAACAGGGACGGGUUAAGAAUUCUUGUUUUAUGCCUAUGCAGUUGUUUGUCAAUGA